UUUCUUUUGAAGUUGGAAACGAACCCUCAAACACCCAAAAGUCGUUUGUUCGCGACCUUCGUGGCCAAAGGCGCCAAGGGACGUAUUGAAAGCCCAAAAUUGAGUGUUUGCAGCAGCGGCAUUUUCUUAUUUAGGGUUUAUCACUUGACUUCUGCCUCCAAAUUCUCAUCUAGAUUACUGUAUAGUGAACAUUGUCCACUUCACCAAUGGAAUCCAACGGAGGAGUUGAUGAAUCGACCCGCUUGCUCAAGGAACUCCAGUCGUUGAAGGAUUCCAAGCGAGAUAUCGAGGCUCGCAUAUCGGCUCUUGAAGGUCAGCUUCGACAAAUUCAAUCAAAUCAGCAGCUCAAUAAAAAGGCCUCGUCCGAUUGUUCCAAUGGCGGGUCGGAAUUUGGACAUGAUUUGACCCCAGAUAUGAUUUACAGAUACAGCCGUCAACUUUUACUUCCUUCUUUUGGCGUUCAAGGGCAGUCAAAUCUCUUAAAGUCAUCCAUUUUAGUUAUUGGAGCUGGGGGUUUGGGAUCACCUGCUCUGUUAUAUCUAGCAGCCUGUGGUGUAGGUCGGUUAGGGAUGGUGGAUCAUGAUGUUGUUGAGCUAAACAAUCUACACAGACAGAUCAUCCAUGGUGAAGCAUACAUAGGUCGAUCUAAAGUGGAAUCUGCUGCUGCAGCUUGUCGUUCGAUCAAUUCCACCAUUGAAAUAAUUGAACACAGAGAAGCUUUACGCACAUCAAAUGCUUUGGAGAUUGUGAGCAAAUACGACAUUGUAAUAGAUGCAACAGAUAAUGCUCCGAGCCGAUAUCUGAUCAGUGAUUGCUGUGUUUUGCUGGGAAAGCCUCUUGUAUCAGGUGCUGCAUUGGGUUUGGAAGGGCAGCUUGCGGUUUAUAAUUACAAUGGAGGCCCGUGUUACCGAUGCCUGUUUCCAACUCCACCACCCACAACAGCAUGUCAGAGAUGCUCUGACAGUGGAGUUCUUGGUGUAGUUCCUGGAGUUAUUGGUUGUCUUCAAGCUCUAGAAGCCAUUAAAGUAGCAAGCUUGGUUGGCGAGCCACUUUCUGGAAGGAUGCUUCUUUUUGAUGCUUUGUCAGCCCGAAUUCGUAUUGUGAAGAUUAGAGGAAGGUCAUUACAAUGUGAAGCUUGUGGAGAAAAUGCAACAAUGACACAAGAAAAUUUUCAACAUUUUGAUUAUGAGAAAUUCACUCAGUCACCUUUAUCUCCGGCUCCUUUGAAGUUGAAAUUGUUGAAGGAAGAUUGUAGAAUAAGCAGCAAGGAAUAUGAGGAGGUGGUUAAGAAGGGGGAUGCACAUGUCCUGAUUGAUGUUCGGCCAUCUCAGCAUUACAAGAUUGUCUCUCUUCCAAAUUCCAUGAAUGUGCCUCUUGCAAGUUUGGAAGAUAAGUUGCCAGAAAUAGAAUCUGCAUUGAAGUCUAUUGAUAAUGGUAAUGCUGGUGUUUAUGUUGUGUGUAGAAGAGGUAAUGAUUCUCAGAGGGCAGUUGAGUUGCUUCACAACAAGGGUUUUGUGUCUGCAAAGGAUAUUGUUGGUGGAUUGGAGUCAUGGGCACGUGAUGUUGAUCACAGAUUUCCGACUUACUAGUAGUAUGUUGUAAUGUUGUGUCACUAAAUCAUCUUGUUUUCUUUUGAAUGGUGUUUUUGGUAGGAUAAAUAUAUAAACAAUUAAGAGUUAUAAGUA
Molecule: messenger RNA, 1685 nt
Organism: Lactuca sativa (garden lettuce)
Lineage: Eukaryota; Viridiplantae; Streptophyta; Magnoliopsida; Asterales; Asteraceae
Gene: CNX5
Product: co-factor for nitrate, reductase and xanthine dehydrogenase 5
Biological process (GO): tRNA wobble position uridine thiolation
Cellular component (GO): cytosol; cytoplasm
Molecular function (GO): adenylyltransferase activity; URM1 activating enzyme activity; thiosulfate-cyanide sulfurtransferase activity
Source: RefSeq, a predicted model, not a curated record